UAGACAUGCAAAUAUGGAUGAUUAUGAAAUAAUAGAUAAUAAUGAAUAUUAUUCUGAUGAAUAUAACUAUGAAAUUGUGGAAGGUUCAAGAAUCUCAGCCAAAGCUAAAACAUUUUUAUCAGCAGCUACUACACCUAGUGUUUAG
Molecule: messenger RNA, 145 nt
Organism: Dentiscutata erythropus
Lineage: Eukaryota; Fungi; Glomeromycota; Glomeromycetes; Diversisporales; Gigasporaceae
Source: the annotation of a GenBank genome assembly